UUGUGGUUGGUCGAAGUGGACGUAGACAAAAACAAAAUGGCGAAUAAAUUAAUCAAUUUGUAGGUUUAUUUGAUAAUUUAAGGAAUUAUAAUCCGAUUCGAUAUGGUUAGAUGAAAAGUAUGAGAAAUUAUAUAUCCAAAGGGACAGGUGCUCAUGUGUUGACUGUCUAAAGUUAGUUAAUUUGAAACCUAACCUAAAAAUUUUUAAAGAAUGGAUAAUACAGAGGAGCCCUAUCUAACGCUUUUAAACGACGGUACAAACAACUACCUUUUACAAACUUCUGACGAAACUUUGGUACCCGAUCCAAGUUUAAAUGUGGAACCCAUGUUUACCGAAAUUGAGGAUGGUGCGGGUGCGUGGUCUGUCGGCCUGCCAAUUCUGAUGAAUGGUGGCCUUAUCUCCGAAGUAGAUCAAGAAUUAGUACCUUCCAUUCAUUUACCAGAGCAGAAUAACGAAACAGUCCCAAGUAUUUCGCCAAGCUUACCGGACCUUUAUCAGGAGCCUAUCGAAAGUCAUCCAAUUUUACAGGAGGAGAAAAACGAAAACGUACUUAAUUAUCCCAUUGAACUACCUAGUAAAGGUUUUAUCACCUCAGAUGGGUUAUUUAUUUCAAACGAUUUACUGUAUCAAUUGAAAUUAAAUGUCGACAAUGACCCCAAUACAAACACUGAGCCAGUCACUAAGAAUAACAAUGAGAAUGGCAAUGCGAAGAAUGGUGAUCAUUUGUUAAACAAUGAUGGGCCAGUGGUUAAUGUUGAACAGCUGCUGGGUGCAAAGGGCAUAGCUAAUAAUGAGGGCAUGUAUUUUGAUGUUGUAAUGGCGCAUAAGUGUAAGCAAUGCGCUUAUUUAUGCGAGGAAAAAACUGCAAUGUUAAUUCAUUGGCAAACCAAUCACUUGGUCACUUCGGAUGUCGACGUAAAAUCAAACGGUGAAAUGAAUCUGAAAAGCAUAUUAAAGCCACCCAGUGGGACUGAGACUGUUUACAUAUGUAGUGAGUGUAGCAUGGGAUUCGGAAGCACGGAAAAAUUGAAAAUUCACAUGAUGAAUGUACAUAAAUUGAUUCAGCAUGUUAAUGAGGAGGCCAAUGGCAAUGAGGUGAAGGUUAAGGAUGAAAAAUCCGCUCCAAACAAUGUGUCUGCGAAUAAGAAGAUGAAAAUUUCCCUGGCUGAAAUUGAGAAGCAGGCCAAGGCAUCGAAGAAAUUGAAGUGUUCAGUGAAAGGAUGUGACUUACGUUUUUCAUUGGAAGACAUGCGUUCAAGGCACGAGAAAUGUCACGUGGAAGGCGAAAAGAAGCAGUUUAAGUGCUUUGAAUGUGGCAAGAAGUUUUCCAUAUGGCGAAUCUGUAGCUUACAUCUGUGGAAGUGUCACAAAGUCGAUUUGGGACUAUUCACAUGCCCGAUGUGUGUAGUUUUUAAAGCGAGUAGUGCAGGCAGGCUGUUGACUCAUAUGGCGAUACAUGAUGUUGAGAAACCCUUUCUGUGUAAUGUCUGUGGCAAAAGCUUUAAACUGCACACCGAGUUGAGGAACCAUCAUUUUGUGCUUCACAAGGAUGUGGAGAGCGUUCCUGAGUGGGCCGUUCAGCAGCAAUGUGAUACGUGCAAGAAGUUUUUUGCAAACCCAAAAAGUCUGAAGAAACACAUUCAGAGUGUUCAUGACCAAUAUAAGCCGUUUAUUUGUAAUAUUUGUGGACACAAAACUGCUCGGAAAGCAAUGUUGGAUCUACAUUUGCGUCAGCACACAGGAGAAAAGCCACAUCAGUGUCCAGUGUGCGAUUAUCGCACAGGUGAUCACAACUCGUUACGGCGACACCUUAUGCGUCACAGCGGGGACACAAAGUACGCUUGUCCCCACUGCAAUUACCAAUCGAUACAAAGCACAUCAUAUAAGAACCAUAUCGCUAGUAAACAUCCAGGAUUGGGAGGAUCCUACUUCUGUAGUAUCUGUUCUUAUCAUACAGUCAACGAAAAUACGUACAAUAAUCACCUUACCUGUCACAAAGAGGGGUUGAUAAACGAAAAUGGAGAUUCUGCUGAUGCAAGCAAAAAGAUUUCGAAGGAUCCCAAACCGGCGAGCAGUCCAUCUCGGAAAAAGCAAAAGGGCUCCCAGGAACAGGAAGACGAUGAAACUCAGAAUUACUUACUAAUGUUGGAUCAUUCGAAUGAUGCCAUCGGCGUAGACACGGGUGGGAUAACUAUACCGGCAGGUUUGGAGUUGGUAAUGCUUUAAUUACAAUCUGACAUCUGCUGUUCAACCGCAUUAGUCAACAGUGACAUUAAAUUAGUGAAUGUUAAUGAAACGGGGAGUAAUUGCAGAUGUGCGUUUGCACAUUUGAUGUAACUACCUAUCUACUUUAUUCUAAAUAGACAAUCGUUUGUUACUUUUUGUAUGUAUCGUGCUUGAAUACUAAUUGUAAAUAUA
Molecule: messenger RNA, 2418 nt
Organism: Photinus pyralis (common eastern firefly)
Lineage: Eukaryota; Metazoa; Arthropoda; Insecta; Coleoptera; Lampyridae
Product: zinc finger protein 431-like
Exons: 13
Coding region: 211-2226 (671 amino acids)
Biological process (GO): regulation of transcription by RNA polymerase II
Cellular component (GO): nucleus
Molecular function (GO): RNA polymerase II transcription regulatory region sequence-specific DNA binding; DNA-binding transcription factor activity, RNA polymerase II-specific
Source: RefSeq, a predicted model, not a curated record